AUGACGGACGACGGCGAAAACACCCCAAACUCCAAUGAAGGCUCGGCUGAUGAAGUUCCCAAUUCAUCCAAAAACAACCUUUCCCAAUCUUCUGAUAAGGAUAAACAUAAGGAUAAUAAUUUAGCCCUGGAUCAAGAACAAAAACCUUCCCUUAACACUGAUUCUAACAACAAUACCCAUUCCACCAACCUUCAGUCUACCCAAUCAAGUAUUUCAAACAAUUCCAACAAGAAUUUAACAAAUCCAAACAACACAAGUUCUAGUUCAAGUACUAACUUACAAUCUAACACGUUACAGUCAAGUGGAUUACAAUCCGGUAAUGGUAAUCAAUAUUUAAAUGGUUCACGUAAUGGGUCAGCAGGAUCGAAUAGUUCUCAGAUUUCACAUUCGAAGAGGGAACAAGCUUUGCAGGAUGAGGCUACAAGAUUAUUUUGUGAGAUGGCUUCAGAUCCAGAUAUAAUGGACCAGGCGUUUAGUGCUGCCGUUAACCCUAAUGUUGCAAAGGAACUUGCUCGGCAGGCUGACACUGCCUGGAGGAAUAUUGAAACGCUUCCCGGUGGUUUCAGAGCUUUGUGCCAGAUGCAUCAUAACCUUCAACAGCCGCUUUGGAACGCCGUAAUAGGACAGGAUUUGCCCAAGGUAUCAAAUUACCAGAACUCAAACCUUAACACGACUCUACCCAAUGAACCCAUAAAGGCUGAACCCAUGCCAAACCCCUGGAAAACCGAGACUCCAAGACCAACAAACCCAGCCCCUUCAUCUUCACCCUUGAAUGGAUUUAACCCUUUUGGCUUCACUAACUUUAACGAUAAUAUUUCUGCUUAUCCCAGAUCCCCUCAGGGUUCCCGUGACGAGCUGCUUUCCUCAGUCAUUAGUAGAACUCGUUCAGCCAGCUUCCAAACGGCCUCUCAGCUCAUUCAAAACUCGUCCACCAAGUAUUCUAAGGAGAUUGAGGAGCUCGCUGAGAUGGGCAUCACUGACCGCGAGAAGUGUUUGACUGCACUUGAGGCUGCCGACGGAGACCUAUUUCAAGCUCUGGGGAUUCUUCAAAGUCUAGACGAAAUGGACCAAGAAGAAAAUAACAACAAUAACUAA
Theileria annulata is the source of this 1095-nucleotide messenger RNA. RefSeq lists its product as uncharacterized. The coding region runs from base 1 to 1095 and encodes 364 amino acids. Gene Ontology annotation, cellular component: cytosol. The record is from RefSeq and is a predicted model, not a curated record. Gene Ontology annotation, molecular function: polyubiquitin modification-dependent protein binding. The transcript has a single exon. Gene Ontology annotation, biological process: ubiquitin-dependent protein catabolic process. Lineage: Eukaryota; Apicomplexa; Aconoidasida; Piroplasmida; Theileriidae.